Mya arenaria is the source of this 3095-nucleotide messenger RNA. RefSeq lists its product as uncharacterized. Lineage: Eukaryota; Metazoa; Mollusca; Bivalvia; Myida; Myidae. Gene Ontology annotation, molecular function: copper ion binding; oxidoreductase activity. Gene Ontology annotation, biological process: iron ion transport. The transcript has 3 exons. The record is from RefSeq and is a predicted model, not a curated record. The coding region runs from base 160 to 2331 and encodes 723 amino acids. Gene Ontology annotation, cellular component: plasma membrane.
AUAUGACGUAUAUGGUGUGGCAAAAAGCAGUUAACGAUUAGUAUUCUUUCGGAAAACCGAGUGUAAAUGGUUGUUUCAUAGGGGAGUUGGGUGGGGUGGAUCGCGCACAACCGUUACCUCUGAUGAAGCGAGAAAACUGUUCCGACCAGGAAAGGCAUCAUGGCUACACAGGGAAGUUUGCUGUUAGCAUUGUUUGUUCUACUGGGGACUUGUUUUAAAGCCGAUUGUCACUCCCACGCAGGAGAUUGUACAAUGGACAUGGAUGAGUGCGUGUUUCACCUUGACGUUGAGCACAGACUGACAAUGAUGGAUCAACGGACGCUCACAUUUCCGUCCAACGGAAAACUUUUCGCAUACGACGUCGUGAACACCUCCGACGCGUCACCUAUUCCAGCUGACAAUGUCAUUACUGGAGACGGGUGGGAAACUCCGAAGCUGAUCACGGCUGUUAACGGGAAAUUUCCUGGACCCGACAUCAUUGUUUACGAAGGACAAAAGGUAGUAGUUUUUGUUAAAAACCGGCUUACAAGCCAGGCGGUUACCAUACACUGGCACGGACUGCACCAGGAGGGAACACCAUGGAUGGACGGGGUCCCAUAUGUUACACAGUGCCCUAUCCACCCUGGACAGACAUUUAAGUACGAGUUCUACGCCAAGCCCAAGGGGACAUUUUGGUGGCACUCACACAUGGGAACGCAAAGAACGAUGGGCGUAUUUGGAGCUUUUAUUAUUAAAGAAAGGCUGGAGUUUGAUGUCGAAGAUAAGAUCAUGCAGAUUCAGGACUGGAACCAUGACCAUGAUUCGGACACAGGUCAUAUGAAAAUGUUGUUUGGUGCUUACCAGGGAAGACAGAAAUGGGCUGGAUAUAAAUCUCUUGACGAUACAUUCUUCAGUAUUUUCGAAAUUCAAUCUGGACUCAUCAAUGGUAGAGGUAGAUUCUAUGAGGAGAACAAUGUAGACCAUAAUGGUGCCCCACUGACUGUCUAUGACGUCCAGCCUGGUAAAGUUUAUAGGUUCCGCGUUAUUGCUACUGGUGCUUUAUACCCCUUUAGAGUCUCUGUUGACAACCACAAUCUUACAGUUAUUGCUUCUGACGGAUACGAUCUAGAACCUGUAGUGACAGAGUCUUUUAUAAUAAAUCCAGGUGAAAGAUUCGACUUCAAGAUCAUAGCAGACCAAACUGUUGGAAAUUAUUGGAUAAGAGGAAUUUCAAUAGUUCAGGGGAGAUAUCACAGAGCGGACGCAAUUUUAAGAUACAACGGGGCCGGCGACGAGGAUCCACGGACGAGCAGAAAAGUUUGUUCGCAGACUUCAAGGUGCACGGUUGUUAAUUGCCCCUUUACGCAAUAUCCUGAAAUGUAUACAGAUUGCAUGACAUUUGACCAGUUACGGUCUGCUGUUUCAAACGACCCAGCACCGCCUUAUAUUGUUGGGAAAUUUCAAGAAUAUUUCCUCAACUUUGCCUUCCCAGGAAUCAAAACGUUUCCAGGGUCUGUGAAUGGCCGGUCGUUUGCUACGCCUGAUGUGAACCCUCUGGUCCAGCCACAGGAGUGGUCCUCUCCUUGUACCGAGCCUAAAUGCGGACCGGACAACCAUUGCAGAUGUACUCACGCUUUAAGCAUUAGUAACGGAGACACAGUCCAGAUGAUAUUUAUGAACAUGGGAGUAGGUAGAGGCUGGGCUCAUCCUAUCCACAUGCACGGUCAUUCAUUCUACGUCCUAAAAAUUGGAGACGCUCAAUACAACGAUACAACUGGAGCAUUCGUCGAACAGAAUAGUGACGUGGAUUGUCGUGGAAACCUGUAUACAAGACCCGACAAAUCCUUUUGCAAUGAUGCUACAUGGUCAAACCCAGACUGGCUAAACGGCGAAGUUCCUGGCUUGAACCUCGACCGGGCUCCCCGUAAGGAUACGAUCAUUGUCCCCAGUGGUGGGUAUGUCGUCAUCCGCAUAAAAGCAGACAAUCCCGGCCUGUGGAACAUGCACUGUCACAUCGAGCUUCAUAACAUUGAUGGUAUGCAGAUGGUCUUGAACGAGUCCUUCAGUGAGGUACCAAGCGUACCGAAAGGAUUCCCGGAGUGCCACUCUUAUCCUCCAUCUGCAGCAAGAUUGGUUCGUGAGAAUGAUGCACUACAAUAUGGAAUGGAGGGAAAAAAUGACGGUAUCUUCAGUGAUCGGAACUAUACAAUCCUGUUCUACUUGAUGGUAGCAGUGUUGGCCAUGCAGCUUUUCGUUUUUCUCGCAAUCUGCUGUGUCUGCAGGAGACAAUCAUCUCACAAGUCUGACUCGUUCUCACCAGGACAGACAAACCGGGCUUUCUCCGGAAAGUAGACACUGUAUAAUGUGAACAGUAGUUUCACACGGAAACAGUGAUGUUCGGCAAUGCAAAAUAUUGUCAAAGCUUGAAAUGUGUUGUUGAUGUAUUAAGAAUAACUUUUACUUUUCAUGUUACCUAAUAUUACAUUUUCAUUUUAUUUUGCCGGCCAAGAGCGUUGUAAAGGAAUGUUUUUUCUUCAAUUAGUUUAAUAUUUGUAACUUUGGCUAUUAAAUUUGAAUGCUCUACACACGUUAUGGCCAUGGGAAGAGCUAAGGCCGUAUCAAAAAUCGUAGAUAAAACUGCUUUAUUAACAUGUAGAGUAGUUCUUAUGUAGAGAAUGCUAAAUAUGAAUACUUUAACAUUAUCAUGUUUAUAUCAGCAUCGAUUAACUUUUGACUGAAACUGCUCCCUCUAAAACUACUGCUAGCCAUCCGUGACUGAGAAGUUUAAACACUAGCUAGAUUACUAAACCAGAGGCCGUCGCUUUUCAAUUCAUCUCCGUCUGUUUGAUCAGAUAGGCAGGACAUGAAGGUAAUUGCCUUUACGUUUGUUUGAAAUUAAACCAUAUAGUCAUUAACUUUGAUGCCGCCAUGGACUACCUUUAAACGGCUGACGAAAUGCCCCCUAGCGGAAAAAAUCACCCUGAGGCAAUUGUCACGUCUUACUACUGAUAAAUCUUAAAAUCUGUGUUUCAUUUAGAUAUGUUUAUGGUUUCUUUCUUUGUUUAGAUGUCAAACUUGUGAUAUAUCUAUUAAUUGUUAUAUAUCUUUUGAUCCCA